Messenger RNA from Portunus trituberculatus (swimming crab), 2851 nucleotides. RefSeq lists its product as uncharacterized. The coding region runs from base 168 to 2678 and encodes 836 amino acids. Lineage: Eukaryota; Metazoa; Arthropoda; Malacostraca; Decapoda; Portunidae. The transcript has 11 exons. The record is from RefSeq and is a predicted model, not a curated record. Gene Ontology annotation, molecular function: endopeptidase activity; signaling receptor binding.
AUGGCGGGGCGGCGGGGGCCGUGGCAGGGGGGCCGAGGAUCCUGCAGUUGGAACAAGCUGCGUCCUUCGUAUACGAGGACGGACGGCGGUGUGACGAGGAGACAGGGUGUCUCUCUGCCACGCAGGUCACCGAGACACGCGGGGUAGAUGCACUUGGGGACUUCUUGAUGGAGGAGACUGUCUAUUACACCCCCACAGGCGCCCCAGUCACGCUCUCCACCAGGUACUACGACAACGCCAUCCAGGUGUUCCGCCAAGAGUUCCCAGAUGGACUGAAAGGUACCAGCACUGGAGACAAAGACGCUGUGAGCACCUGUUUCCCUCGCCUCCGCCUGCCUGACACGCCCGGCCUUCGCUACAUCACUCCCGGAGGCUACAUGGCUGGUUGGACGCUGCUCUCCCACGGCAGCAUUAAUUCAGAUCUCAACUGGUUCCGAGAUGGCGAGGACGGCGGCAUAGUUGUCCUCUUCAGCGGCGAGAUCGGGGCGGUGUCCAGUGUGGUAGUGUCCCCUUUGACCCAGCCCAUGUCCACUAAUGUCAAGCUGGACCGGGGCAAUCGAACCCUGGAAUGGGGAGUGCAGGGACAAGCUGAGGACAUCCAUGCCGGUUACACCUCUGAGGUCAUCCUGGUGCCGGGGGGUGAGGGAAUCAGCCAGAAUAUUAUGGCGUGGGGAGGCGCCUUGAGGACCUACCACGGCACACACAAGCUGCAGGACCCGUCGGCGGAGUACCUGAGUUAUUACACGGACAACGGCGCGGCACAUUACUACAACCCGCUGCCUUAUGACGACCUCCACGACGCUCUCAUGAGUGUGUACAACUUCUCCGUGCAGCACAACCUCCCCAUCAGACGCGUGCAGCUCGAUUCGUGGUGGUAUUAUAAGGGGGAAGGCGGCGGCGUGAAGAACUGGACGGAAAUCCCUGAGUUUCUUCCCGAGGGCAUCGCGGGUAUGCACCAGGCGACGGGGUGGCCCAUUGUGGCUCAUAACAGGUACUUCAGCAGUGACACGGAUUACGCCCAGCAGAAUGGAGGCCCGUACCCCUUCACUGUGGACGGGGACACGCUUAAGUCGCUGCCGCUGGACCGAGUGUUUUGGAACGACCUGCUGGACGCCGCCCUCGCCUGGGGUCUGGACACCUACGAGCAGGACUGGCUGGACAGGCAGUACUUGUUCACCAGCGCCCUCCACACCAACCUGACGCUGGGCUCCUCGUGGCUGAGUGACAUGGGUGAGGCGGCGCAGCAACGGGGCCUCAACAUUCAGUACUGCAUGGCUCUCGUCCGCCAACUCCUGCACUCCCUCGACCUACCCGCCGUCACGCAGAUCAGAGUGAGCGACGACUAUAUACUACACCCGGACCAGUGGCGCAUCGGGGUGACGUCUCUGCUGGCCCACGCCCUCUCGCUGCGGCCCUACAAGGAUGUCUUCUGGUCCUCACAGGAAAACAUCAACGUGGUGUUCGCGGACUGUGAGGUGGUGACGCCAGAUGUGGAUCAACCCUGGCGACUCUGGCACCUAUACAGCGGCCGCGCCAACGUGUCAGCUUCCGGGAAGCCGUGCGUGGCGUGGCGGGACAUCGGAUGGGACGACCUGUACUACGGCAUCGGCCUGGACCUUAAUCUCUGUCGUAACCCCGAGAACCUGAAGGACGGCGCCUUCUGCUUCACCCGUGCCUCCCUCGACAUGCCGGAGGAGUCCUGGGAGUGGGAGUACUGCGAAGUGCCGCAGUGUGAUGUGGACUGCUACACCCUGAACGGCGCUCUGUACCUGGGCGGCCAGAACGUGACACAGAGCGGGCGGGCGUGCGUGGACUGGGGCGGCGAUCACGGCAUUGACGGGGGGGUGUGUCGCAACCCUGACAACGACGUGGCUCCGUGGUGCUACGUGACGGAGGGACACACGGAGCGGGAUUACUGCGAUAACAAGUGUCCGGAGGCAAAGGAGUUGAGCCCGUCACUCCAAGCGGCUGUUUCUACGCUGUCCGCUGGUCCCUUUGGCGUUGGCGACAGAGCGGAGGCGUUGGAUGUGGAGCUGAUUAUGAAGUCUUGUAAUGCUGAUGGGCGGCUGCUCCACCCGUCCAAGCCUCUGACGGUAGUUGACGGGUAUUUCUUCUCCUCUGACUACCGUGAAGUGUGGACUGCUUAUAGUCAGGUACACUCUUACUUGUUCGGGGUCAUUUUCCUAGCGGAGGUGGACAAGGCGCUGACUAUGACACCUUCUGAGCUGAAUCUUGCCGAUGCCUUCACCACAUCUACCCUGGUCUUCAGUAACUACCCGCAGGACCUCGCCUACAGGAAAUUUGUGUCCCCUGAGGAAGCGUUGGACAUGCCCUCUUGCGGCGGCUAUCUCAACUUCUGCCUCCUGUACACGGCGCCGCUCAUACAGACAGACGCUGGGGAUCUGUAUAUCCUUGGGGAGUUGGAGAAGUGGGUACCCGUGUCUCCUGAUAGGAUUACGGACAUUGUAACCACCACCACCGCCACCACAGCCACCACUACAUCCUCCUCCUUCUCCGCCUCCUCGGUGACCUUGUCGGUGCGAGGCGUCCAAGGAGAGAGAGUGACCUUAUCCUUCAGCGGCGCCACUGACUUUAAUGUGACCUGCGCCUUCCAGGAGGGCGGAGUGAUGACCCUGGACGUCGCCGCCAGGACCUGCAUCCCUUCCACCACCGCCUGAGUCCUGCAGCGUCCUUUCGUACCGUCAAUAAAACACUGAACACCUGCCUGCCGGAGUCCCUGUAGUGGUAAUAGAUUACAGAAAAUAGUAGAUAAGUAAAUCAGAAUGAAUAAAUGAAGAAUAAGAUCAAGUGAAGAAUAAGUACUUGUUAGUCUUCUUGAUACUGGUUUUAA